Messenger RNA from Cynocephalus volans (Philippine flying lemur), 3791 nucleotides. RefSeq names its product MMS22 like, DNA repair protein (gene MMS22L). The record is from RefSeq and is a predicted model, not a curated record. Bases 3 to 3734 code for a protein of 1243 amino acids. The transcript is spliced from 24 exons. Gene Ontology annotation, cellular component: nuclear replication fork. Gene Ontology annotation, biological process: replication fork processing; double-strand break repair via homologous recombination. NCBI's taxonomy places the organism in Eukaryota, Metazoa, Chordata, Mammalia, Dermoptera, Cynocephalidae.
CAAUGGAUAACUUUUCUGCUGCAUCGGCGUUCCUGACCGAUAGCUUAGAGCUGGAGCUGGGAACAGAAUGGUGCAAACCCCCUUGCUUUUCUUGUGCUUUUGACAACAGAGGAGGAGGAAAAAAUUUUUCUGGAGAGUCUUACCUUUCCAGCGGAGCCCUUAAGCGAUCAAUUUUAAAUCUCGAUCCUUUACCAACUAAUUUUGAAGAGGAUACAGUAGAAAUAUUUGGCAUUCAGUGGGUUACUGAAACAGCAUUAGUGAAUUCAUCUAGAGAGCUCUUUCAUUUAUUCAGGCAACAACUGUACAACUUGGAAACCUUAUUACAGGCCAACUGUGAUUUUGGGAAGAUAUCAACCCUACACUGCAGAGCAGACAAUAUUAGGCAGCAGUGCAUAAUAUUUCUCCAUUAUGUUAAAGUUUUCAUCUUCAGGUACCUGAAAGUACAAAGUGCUGAGAGUCACGUUCCUGUCCAUCCCUAUGAGGCUGUAGAGGCGCAGCUUCCUUCAGUGUUGGUUGAUGAGCUUCAUGGAUUACUCUUGUAUAUUGGACAUCUAUCUGAACUUCCCAGUAUUAAUCUAGGAGCAUUUGUAAAUCAAAACCAGAUUAAGCUUUUUCCACCAUCAUGGCAUUUACUGCAUCUCCACUUAGAUAUCCAUUGGCUGGUGCUAGAAAUUCUUCACUUGCUGGGUGAAAAAUUGAAACAAGUUGUAUAUGGUCAUCAGUUUAUGAAUCUGGCAGGUGACAAUUUAACCAAUGUCAGCCUAUUUGAAGAACACUGUGAAGGUCUGCUUCGUGAUUUAAUAUGCUUGUCACUCAACAGGUAUGGCAAGGUUAGGCCUUCUGAAGCAUUAAUGAGUCAACAUUGCCCAUGUCUGUGCGUUAAAGAAUUAUGGGUUCUACUCAUUCAUCUUCUAGACCACAGAAGUAAAUGGUCUCUCUCAGAAUCAUUUUGGAACUGGUUAAAUAAACUACUUAAAAUACUCUUUGAAAAAUCAAGUGACGGAAGAAGACCUUCUGUGCCUGUAAUACAGUCCAGGGAUCCAUUAGGUUUUAGUUGGUGGAUUAUUACUCAUGUAGCAUCAUUUUACCAGUUUGAUCGCCAUGGAGUACCAGAUGAAAAGAAACAAAUGGUAUCAAAUUGGAACUUUGUAGAAGAACUGCUGAAAAAGUCUGUCAGUGUUCAGGAUGGUAUACUGGAAGAACAAUUACGAAUGUAUCUUCAUUGUUGCUUAACACUUUGUGAUUUCUGGGAGCCAAAUAUUGCAAUUGUCACCAUUCUAUGGGAAUAUUACAGUAAGAACCUGAAUAGUUCCUUCAGUAUUUCUUGGCUUCCUUUGAAAGGCCUUGUUAAUAUCAUUAGGUCACCCUUGUCUAUGCUUGAAAUGGUGAAGACAUGCUGUUGCGACAAACAAGACCAUGACCUAUAUAAAUCCAGUAGUAGUUAUACCAUUUUCCUUUGCAUUUUGGCAAAAGUUGUUAAAAAGGCAGUGAAGAAUAAUGGCCCUCAUCCUUGGAAACAAGUCAAAGGAAGAAUAUAUUCUAAAUUUCAUCAAAAAAGAAUGGAAGAACUCACUGAAGUUGGUCUACAGAACUUUUUCAACCUUUUUCUCUUGUUAGCAGCUGUUGCAGAGGUGGAAGAUGUAGCAAGUCAUGUUUUAGAUCUCCUGAAUUUCCUCAAGCCUGCAUUUAUAGCAUCUCAGAGAGCCCUAAUUUGGAAGGGUCAAAUGGCCUUCCUCUUGAUGUAUGCCCAGAAAAAUCUGGACAUUGGUGUUUUGGCUGAGAAAUUUUCAUGUGCUUUUCGGGAGAAAGCAAAGGAAUUCUUGGUAUCUAAGAAUGAUGAAAUGGUACAGAGACAGACUCUUUGGACACUUCUUUCCAUCUACAUUGAUGGUGUUCAGGAAGUAUUUGAGACCAGCUAUUGCUUAUAUCCUUCCCAUGAAAAACUGCUUAAUGAUGGAUUUAGUAUGCUUCUGCGAGCUUGUCAAGAAUCUGAACUCCGGACAGUAUUGAGCUUUCUACAAGCUGUUCUGGCUAGAAUCAGGAGUAUGCAUCAACAAUUGUGUCAGGAACUUCAAAGGGAGAAUGUGAACCUAAUUGUACAGUCGUCAUUAUCGGCUAAAGAGCGCCACCUUGCUGCAGUUGCUAGUGCACUGUGGAGACAUUUCUUUACAUUUUUGAAGAGUCAAAGAAUGUCACAGAUAGUGCCUCUCUCACAACUUGCAGAUGUAGCUGCAGAUUUUACUUUGCUAGCAAUGGACAUGCCAAGCACGGCUCCAUCAGAUCUUCAGCCUCAGCCAGUUAUAUCAAUAAUUCAGCUUUUUGGUUGGGAUGAUAUCAUCUGGCCCCAAGUCGUAGCAAGAUAUUUAAGUCAUAUCCUACAAAAUAGCACAUUAUGUGAAGCACUUUCUCAUUCAGGCUAUGUAUCUUUUCAAGCCUUAACUAUAAGAUCUUGGAUACGUUGUGUUUUGCAAAUGUAUAUUAAAAACCUCUCUGUGCCUGAUGAUUUGUUCAUUGAUAUAAAUCCUGAACAGGCAGUUGAAAAAGAAUACAUGGAACAGUUGGCUGAACUGACAAGAUUGCUUUUUAAACUCUCAGAAGUAAAGAAUAUUUUCUCAAAGGCUCACAUUGAAUAUGUACCCAUCUCAGAAGACCCUAAAAAAGCACUUAUUCAAUUCCUUGAGGCUGUUGGUAUAAAUUACAGGAAUCUCCAGACACUUCCUGAUAAAUCUGCCAUGGUCACAAAGUCCUUAGAAUACCUUGGUGAAGUAUUAAAAUAUAUAAAACCUUAUUUGGGGAAAAAAAUGUUCAGUUCAGGGCUGCAGCUGACCUAUGGAAUGAUGGGAAUUCUUGUUAAAUCAUGGGCACAAAUCUUUGCCACUUCUAAAGCCCAAAAAUUACUAUUCCGGAUCAUAGAUUGUUUACUGCUGCCACAUACCGUGUUACAGCAAGAGAAGGAGUUGCCUGCACCUAUGUUGGCUGCAAUUCAGAAGAGUCUUCCUUUGUAUCUCCAGGGCAUGUGUAUCGUGUGUUGUCAGUCUCAAAAUCCAAAUGCCUAUUUGAAUCAAUUGCUAGGGAAUGUUGUUGAGCAGUAUAUUGGGCGGUUUCUUCCAGCUUCACCAUAUGUUUCAGGUCUUGGACAACAUCCUGUUUUGUUGGCACUGAGAAACUCAGCCACUGUUCAAUCAAUAUCACCUCUAAAGAAAUGCAUUGUGCAAGUCAUAAGGAAAUCCUACUUUGAGUGGAAAGGGUCCUCACCCCCUCCUCGCUUAGCAUCCAUUCUGGCCUUCAUCCUCCAACUCUUCAAGGAAACUAACACAGACAUUUGUGAGGUUGAACUACUCCUCCCUGGCGUCUUAAAAUGCUUGGUGUUGGUCAAUGAACCCCAAGUUAAAAGGCUGGCCACAGAGAACCUGCAAUACAUGGUUAAAGCCUGCCAAGUGGGGUCAGAAGGAGAACCUGCCGCCCAACUGACUUCAGUGUUUAGGCAGUUCAUCCAGGAUUAUGGUAUGAGGUACGAUUAUCAAGUUUAUAGCAUUUUAGAAACAGUAGCAGCAUUGGACCAGCAGCUUGUUAUCCAUUUGAUUUCUUCCCUCACUCAAUCUUUGAAGGAUUCCGAGCGGAAAUGGGGCCUUGGCAGAAAUAUUGCACAAAGGGAAGCCUAUAGCAAACUUUUGUCUCACCUAGGACAGGCAGGACAAGAUGAGAUGCAGAGACUGGAAAAUGAUAAUAGCUAAUAUAUUUUGUGAUUCAUUCUCUCUAUUGAUUAUCACUAUCUAAAACCACUUUGCACC